CUGAGCCAUUCCAAAUCACAGAUGAAAACACAUCCGCCCUGACUGGAGGAGGCCAGCGUUUCCUAACUUCAAAAGAAGUCUCUAAUCUUCCAAGAAAUUGCUAGUCUUGAACUUGGCUCUUCUGAACUGAAUAAUGGACCUUCAAGGCACUAAAGAAAUGAUUUGGUUGCUAAUGCGUUCUUAUUAUGUCCCAGGGAGCUAAAAUUUCCAUAUUGAUUAGUCAACAGUGGAAAAUCUGAAGAGAUGCGAGCUGGAAAAAGAAACUAAACCAGGCCUGAAGAGCGAUGCGACAGGCAUGAUGGAGGUCGAGUCCUCCUACUCGGACUUCAUCUCCUGUGACCGGACGGGCCGCCGGAACGCAGUCCCUGACAUCCAGGGAGACUCCGAGGCCGUAAGCGUACGGAAGCUGGCUGGCGACAUGGGCGAGAUGGCCCUCGAGGGCGCAGGAACUACCGUUUGCCGAGCACAUGCUGGGACUCUAGACACUCCACACAAAUAUCCUGACCCUCACCAGCUACAAAAGGACAGGCGGAGGUGGGCACCCCAGACAAGGAAGGCAGCAAUCAGCCCAAGAGCAGCGAUGGGACCACCUCAUCUUGAACAUGACCUUGCCCGAGGAGGCUGGAAGAGAGACGCGCUGUGGACGGAAAGCCCUGGCACUGGCCCGGCAGCCUUUCCGCUGAGCAAUGUGUUCCAGGCAAGCCAGGCCAGACUGAAAGGCAGCCCCAGAGGCUCCCGUGGCCCCUACCCUGGGAAGGCCCUCUGCCCACACCCCCAGGCUCCACGCUCCCACCACCUCCUCACUCGCCCGGGGUACACUUUCAAGACACUGUAACCACAGGAUGUUAUUUAUUCAGCAGGUGCUGGGACUCGGGGGCUGGGUCCUGCCACCUGGGUGAACAGCCUGGGCAGGGACCGCAUUCUAGCUCUGCCCCCUCUUCUCCAACCCAGCCAGCCUUCUGUGUCAGGACCUUCUUACCCCUUUUUUAAGAAGCACUUUUAAACUUUUUAGAAACUUUAAACCUUUUCUCAGCAGAGAGGGAGGGAGCUGACAAUUUACCUUUUAUUUUGGAAGCCAUUGUAAGUUAAACUUUUUGACCAUCUAUGCAGCUCUGAGGUUCCCUCAUGGAGCUUCACAGAUCUAUUUUUAGGGAAGGGAUCUUGUGCUCAAAACUCUCUGAUUAACUCUUUGCCCUUUCUACCAAGAUAAGUGACACCUAGGACCCAGGAAAUAAAUGCUGAUGAUUUGUGUGA
Messenger RNA from Balaenoptera musculus (blue whale), 1254 nucleotides. It is a transcript of the gene PKIG, whose product is annotated as cAMP-dependent protein kinase inhibitor gamma. Gene Ontology annotation, cellular component: cytoplasm; nucleus. The transcript has 5 exons. Lineage: Eukaryota; Metazoa; Chordata; Mammalia; Artiodactyla; Balaenopteridae. The coding region runs from base 296 to 835 and encodes 179 amino acids. The record is from RefSeq and is a predicted model, not a curated record. Gene Ontology annotation, molecular function: cAMP-dependent protein kinase inhibitor activity. Gene Ontology annotation, biological process: negative regulation of cAMP-dependent protein kinase activity.